Messenger RNA from Leucoraja erinaceus (little skate), 3952 nucleotides. RefSeq names its product gastrula zinc finger protein XlCGF26.1-like. The transcript is spliced from 3 exons. Gene Ontology annotation, molecular function: RNA polymerase II cis-regulatory region sequence-specific DNA binding; DNA-binding transcription factor activity. The record is from RefSeq and is a predicted model, not a curated record. Bases 785 to 2005 code for a protein of 406 amino acids. Gene Ontology annotation, biological process: regulation of transcription by RNA polymerase II. NCBI's taxonomy places the organism in Eukaryota, Metazoa, Chordata, Chondrichthyes, Rajiformes, Rajidae.
CAGAGCCUUCAUGUCCUGGGCAGCGCAGUUCCUGAAACCAGAUUGUGAUGUUACCAGACAAGAUGCUUUCUACGGCCCCAGAGUAGAAGCACUGAAGGAUCCUCAGAGAGACUCUGAAUUUCCUCAGCUGCCUGGUGUUUAACAGCCAGGAUUUAGCAAUGGCUGAUAGAUUUGAUUGACAGCUGGCAGUGGUGCACUCGCACUCGGGUUGCAAUCCAUGUACCGAGCAUGUUCACCGCAUCUAGUGGAUUUGCGGAGAAUAAUGGAAGGGACCAUGAACCGGCCCAUUCCAAACAACGGUUUGUACUAUUGCAGGCACACCAAACUGAAUGACCUCAAUUAAUGCUGAAUGGUUGGAUGACGAAGGGGGAGUCAGGGAACGUCAGCAUCAACGAAAAAUGCGGAUUGGUCAUGGAGAGACCAUCGGCGGAAACUGGAGAGGCUUCAUGAUGGGAGAAAGAGGGAACUGGUGACUGUCAGCGCCAUCAGAGAAGGAGAGGGUGAGGAACUAGUGAGUGUGCAGCUCCCAGGUACAGUCGACUCCUUCAGGGAGAUAAUGAAAUGAAGAGAGACCCGUUGAGGAUGAGAUGAAGGAAAAGGAAGGAUUUGAACACGGGAAACUUGCAAUAAGCAUCACCUCAAGAUCUGAUUGGGUCGCUUGAAUCAUCUAGAUUUGAAUUGAAAGGAGAAAUGUUUGCCUGUGGGAAAAUAUUUCAAAAAUCAGUGGUUCAGCAACGACAAUGAGAUGCACAUUUGCCAGUAACUAGCAGUGACCAACCUGUACAUGGUGUACAGCCUAUACAGGGAAACGGCACGGCAUUCACUUAAGAAAGGCCAUAUAUUUGGUCCGUGUGCCUGCCGGGGCUUCAACCAAUUGUCCAACCUGGAGAGGCACAAGGUCCCCCGUGUCACGGAGAGGCCAUGGAAAUGUGGGGACUGUGGGAAGGGGUUCAGUUACCCAUCUGAACUGGAAACCCAUCGUCGCAGCCACACCGGGGAGAGGCCGUUCACCUGCGCCGUGUGUGGCAAGGGAUUCACCCAGUCAUCCAGCCUUCACACGCACCAGCGGGUUCACACUGGAGAAAGGCCAUUCACCUGUGUCCAGUGUGGGAAGGGGUUUAACGCGUUGUCAAACCUCAUGACACACCAGCGGGUUCACACCGACGAGAGACCUUUCAAAUGUUCCAUCUGCGAGAAGAGCUUUAAAAGCACCAAAGAUCUGCUGAUACACCAACGCACUCACACCGGGGAGAGACCGUUCACCUGCGCUCUCUGUGGGAAGGGAUUCACUCAGUCAUCCCACCUUCUCACGCAUCAGCUUGUUCACACUGACGAGAGGCCAUUUAAAUGCACGGACUGCGAGAAGAGCUUCAAAAGCAAAAAGGAUCUACUGACCCAUGUACGCACUCACACUGGGGAGAAACCGUUUAUUUGCCCCUUGUGUGGAAAAAGAUUCACUUGUUCGUCUCACCUUUUGACACACCAGAACGUUCACACCGAUGACCGGCCUUUCAAAUGCUCCGACUGUGAAAAGUGCUUCAAAAGCAAAAAACAUCUCCGUAAACAUCAGCGGGUGCACACUGGGGAGAGGCCAUUCGCCUGCUCCAUGUGUGGGAAGAGAUUCACUCGUUCAUCCCACCUUCUGAGACACCAUCGCGUUCACACCGGGGAGAGGCCGUUCAUCUGCACCGAGUGUGGGAAGGGAUUCACUGACUCAUCUGACCUUUUGACGCACCAGCGAGUUCACACUGGAGAGCGUCCGUUCACCUGCGGCGUGUGCGGGAAGGGGUUCACCCAGUCAUCACAUCUCACCGAGCACCAGCUUGUUCACACCGACGAGCGACCCUUUAAAUGCACCACCUGUGAGAAGAGGUUUAAAAGCAAGAAAGAUGUUCUCACACACCGGAGGGUUCACACUGGAGAGAGACCAUUCACCUGCUGUGAGUGCGGGAAGGGAUUCACUCAGUCGAACAACUUGCUCAGACACCAGCAACUACACAAGUGACAGCGGGCGUUAAACGUUGCUGUUGUCGCCAUUGUUACCGUAAUCAUAAUGUGGACCAAACUCUUCAGUCUGGGGAGUACUGCUUUGUGCGGAUAUCAAUAAUACCCACAACAUGAUCUUGAUAAGUAUUUAAUAAUUCAGUAUUAUUGUGGAUUUUGUGUCUCUUCGCUGGGCUCGAGCUCAGAGGACUAUCUGGGAAAACUGUAUGGUGGAUAGAAAGCUUCACUGGAUAUAAAGCUGGGCAAGGCAACUCCUUGGUCUUUCUCAUCUCUCUUCAAUGGCCACAUGGUCACCCAAAGUUUUAUUGUUGAGAGGUGUGAGAAAUGUCCCCCAUUCACAAUCUUCCGUGGAUCUGAGCUCCCAGAUUAUGGAAGCUUUGUGGUGAUGUUACCGGAUUGGUAAUCCAGACACCUGCACAAAUGAUCUGGAGACUUUAGCCGAUGGGAAUUUGAAUUCAGGAAAUGAAAUGUAUCUGAUCAUGAAACCUUGGCAUUAUGAUUAAAUUAAUUAAGUUUGCAAAUUGUUUUACGGACAGAAAUGCCAGCUGUACGUGAUCCAGUCUGCACCUGACUUGGUCCGUGGGAAUGUGCUUAAUUUUUUAACCGCUCCUUGAAGUGGUUGAGCAAGCCAUCAAUCCAAGGACAUCUGAGGCUGGGCAAAAAAUGCUGGGUUUGUCAACAAGUUCGUACAUCAUGUAAGAAAGACCUUGAACAUCAGGUUUCUUUGCAAAUAUGUUGGAUUGAAUUGAAUUGAAUACUUUAUUGUUACAUGUGACAAGCCACAGUGCAGUUCUUUGCUUACAUAUAAGAUAUGCAAAUAUUCGUCCAUAAAGGGCGCUUACAAAGUUGAGAAUGUUGCGAAUCGGAAUGAAAAAAGAAAUUAUGAAAAUGUGUUAAUUUCAGAUUUUGAUGUAAAAGUGACUGAAUGUGAAAUCGCAGCUUUAAAUUUGCAGUCCAAGAUUAACUGAAAAAGUUAUUUAUGCAACAGUGUAUGAUUUUAUUCAGCCAUCUUAAUAUUUAAAAUAGGCAUAUUUAAAAAUAGGUAUUGUAACAUUUAAAGGACUUUGAUUGCUAUUUGCUGAUACAAGUAUAUUAUCGUCAUUUGAACUCCAGAUAAAAAAGUUAAUAGCUCCUGAUUUCCAUUCUUCUCUCUCAACCCACCAGUCAAUGUUUCUCUGCGUCUUAAUUUAUCUUGUACUGUAUAACAAUUUUUUAUUCUGAUAUUGGUUCGUUCAACUUAACCCAAAAUGUUUCUCUUUCUGUGGAUGUUGUCCGACUUGAUAGGUCUUGUCAGCGUUUGUUUUUAUUUCAGAUUUCCAACAUUGCAGUAUACUGACUUUUCUAUGUAACAUUCUGUCUUUCUAUUUGGUUCUGCUAUAAAACAUUCCGACUGCAUAGAUUGCCCCUUUUACUUUGUCGCUAAUUUCAGAAUCAGAAUCACACUUUAUUCGCCAAGUAUGUUUUGCAACAUUUUGCAUUGGCCGGGUCAAUCAUACAAUUAAAAGUAACACAACACUCAAAAACACAUUUUAACAUGAACAUCCACCACAGUGACUCCUACACAAUUCCUCACCUGCAACGGACUGUUCCAGCUGCUACAGUCAGGCAAACGCCUCCAUUGCCAUGCUGUGAGAACGGAGAGGUUGAGAAGGAGUUUCUUCCCAGAGUCCAUUAGGACUGUAAACUCCUAUCUCACCAGGGACUAACUUUUACUGUGCCACUCUACUGCUUUUUUUUUUAAAGUGCUGUUUUUUUCCCUUUUUCCUUCCACCCACAAUAUUUAAUAUGUAAAAUAAUAUGUGAUUCUGUUCCAUUCUGUUUGUAGUUUGUUUGGUUGUUUGUUUGUUUGCCUUUUUGCGCAAAGUCCGCGAGCAUUGCCACUUUUCAUUUCACUGCACAUCUCGUAUGUGUAUGUGACGAAUAAACUUGACUUGACACUGUGAUGGAA